CUCCCCAAAGAGCUUUCACUGGAAGAUUUUAAGAAGGGAUUGGACAGCCACUUGUCUCAAAUUGUAUAGGGUCUCCUGCUUGAGCAGGGGGCUGGACUAGAAGACCUCCAAGAUCCCUUUCAGCUCUAUUCUGAUUAAGGAAACAAGUUAAGUUGCAGGGCCUAGUGGGCGGCGGGAAAGACGCAAAGCCGAAGGGGAACGCAUGUCGCAAAUAGCGUUGCGUGUUGCGUGAGAGUGGCUGAGAAAGCGCAAAGUCAGUAAGUUGCAACACAAAAGCUGAGAGGGAGGAGCGAACCUUUCUGCUGCCCCGGGCUGAGCAAAAAGUGUGCUUGGCGGGCGGAACGGCUCUCAGCAACUCACGGUCGGCAGAAGCAGAGAGGUGCAAGGAGCAGAAGCAGCCCGGCCUAGUUCUUUAGUGGAAAUCGGCAAAGAUGCGAAAGAUGCAUGAAAUUUUGGAUAAUGAAGUCACUCUGGCAUUUGUUAGAUAUGGACUCAUUGUUAUUGGGAAAAUGAUGCUCAUGAGCACAAUCACUGCUUUCGUCCGAAUGAAGAAAAAGGCGUUUGCUAAUCCUGAAGAUACAGCAUCGUUUGGAAAAGGAGAGAAUGCGAAAAAGUUUCUAAGGACUGAUCCUGAUGUGGAACGUGUACGGAGAAUUCAUCUCAACGACCUGGAGAACAUUAUUCCAUUUCUUUUCGCUGGGUUCUUCUAUUCUUUUUGUGGCGUGACCCUCUCUACCGCUUUGAUGCACUACCGGAUUUUUCUCGGUUCUAGGAUCUUCCACACCCUUGCUUACCUGAUACCGCUUCCCCAGCCCAGUAGAGCUUUGGCUUGGAUGGCUGGUUACUUAGUGACCUUUUCAAUGAUGUACAAGAUUGUAAUGGUUGCUUUCACUAUGUCUUAGAAAAGAAAGCUAACACUAUUUUCAGCCUGUCGUACUUUGGAGAGUGCCUUGUCCAAUCAAUAGAAGAGAAUAUAUUUUAGCUCUGGGUUGAAUUGUGGACUCCUUGGUGCUCUCUGAACUUGUUUGUUUGUUUGCAAUGUUACAUUACCCAACUAGGUAACGUUAUCAGUGCUACUGAGUGUGGAUUUUUCUCCCUGUUUAUAUAUAGUACCCUCAGUGUGCCACGUCUGGUGGGAGUGUGGUUUUCUCCUUGAUUCGAGGAAUUAUCAAAGCCGUAUAAAUAUGAUAAAUGAACCUUGCUGAAUCAAGGAAUUACUAAAGAGAAAAACCACAGCCCCAUCAAAACUGGAAGGACAAGCUGCUCUAUAUAAAUGGAACAAGCCCCAAACUCGUGAGCAUUGAUAAUGUUACCUAAUUGGGUAAUGAAAUGCCUGCGAACAUCCAAGCUCAACAAGCACCAAGGACUCCACCAUUAAUUCUUCUUCAGAGAAACUCUUUCGUCUCUGCCUCCCAACUUUCCAGAAGGCAUACUUGUGCCUUCAAGAAUCUUGGACCUCUAGUUGCUUUUUGGACCUAACAGUUCUAGAACUCUUUUUUUUUUGCCAUUAUAUGCUAAAACUGUUUUGUAUGGAGAAUCUGUCUUCCAAGGAAAUGUGUCCCUGAUUCUUCCUUCCUCUUAAUGGAGCAUCACUCAGUGAUAGUGCAAAUACUUGGUAUCCUAGGCACAGUCUCUGUUAGCAUAAAAAGUCAAAUAUAAGACAGUGGUUAUAUUCUUUUUUUCUCAUUCCUUCCUCUCACUCUCAAUAUGUGAGAAAUUCAGUGUGAGUGAUUAAAUCUGAAGCCAUUACAUACACAAAACAUUGGCUCUGCCACUGAGGUGAUUUCUCUCUACAGUUUUGCCUUUUUUUCCACAGUAACUGAGGCUGGUUUAUCCUCUGUUGUCUUGUCUAAUACCCAUGUUUUCUAUUUUUCAAACAAGAUUGUGAGCCAUGACGUACAUGGAGGCAGGUUUUUUUGAAGGUGUCAAAUGUGGAAGACUGACAGUAAGACCGUGUUCUCUAACUUAGGGCCAUCCUGAUAUCUUAUGGUCGUUAUCAGUGGUUCUGGUUGGAAAUAACAAACGUUGUAGACCACCACAUUUGGAGACCCACAAGCUGGAGAAGACUAUUACAAAGAAUGGCCACUCUCUUUGACUUUCCAGUUACAUCAGUUUGAUGGCUGUUGGCAAAAACGAAACAAGGAUGAGUUGGAUUUCUGGUGUAAUCCACUAAAUCUUUCUUGGAUUUGCUGGCAAAACUUCCUUGUUUCAGUGUUAUGAGAGAAGGAAGAAUGUUCCUCAGUUUUUAAGCUUUGGAACCUGGCCUACAAUAAGCGAUGGUAGAAUCCCUUUUUCUGGGAUACUAUUUUUUCUAGGAUAUUAAUUCUUUAAUUUGUAAUUUUUGAGACAUUGCAUUAUUCCUGCAAUAAAUGCAGGUCAUAUGAGAAGCAAAUAGGGCUUACUCUAUGUUACAUCUUGAGUGGUUGAGAUGUAGUUUUCUAGAUGACCUCAGAAUACAACUCCUUUUAUCCCUGGUGAUUAGCUAUGCUAACUGAUGAAUUUUGGAAGUUCAACAGUAUCCAGAAAGCUAUACAUUUUGGUAGGUCCUAGGAUUGUAGAUCUGGGAAGUUAACUGUGUGUUUGAGACUCACAAAGCAUGUCUCAGUUCCAACUCUUUAGGCCUGUUAACUUCUCAUCGUCAUCCUGAGUUGAGUUCUUGUUUGAUUCCUGAAUAGUAAAUUUAAGCCAAUGGUUCAGAUUGAUAGUUCCACAACAUCUGGAGAGUCAUAGGUUCCCCACCUGUCUUCUAUGUUUUGAAUGCACAAGGCCAGAAGCUAGAAGUUAUAAACCAAUUAAGAGAAUUUGUACUUUGAAUGGUUGGGCUUUGAAUGUUUCACGAUGUUUGACGUUCCUCGUGUUCUAUCAGUGUUCCAAAUACUUUGGUUAAAUUUAAGUUGGUUUCUGUUCCCGUUUCUGUUUCUUAAGAUUUGAACCUUGUGAACAACUUCCUUUAUUCCUGCUUUCUCCUUCACAUGUUGUCUUAGCUCAUGCAAGCUUUAAGAUUUUUAAUGUGCACCAUCUCUCUUUUGAGGGCACAUAUAAAUGGUAAUUUUCUACAUAUGCUAUUUUGGGAUGUAUCUUUUUGAAGCAUAAAUAAUAAAGACAACAGCAGGAAAAAAAA
This is a messenger RNA of Crotalus tigris (Tiger rattlesnake), 3121 nucleotides long. RefSeq names its product microsomal glutathione S-transferase 1 (gene MGST1). Bases 432 to 902 code for a protein of 156 amino acids. Lineage: Eukaryota; Metazoa; Chordata; Lepidosauria; Squamata; Viperidae. Gene Ontology annotation, cellular component: mitochondrion; membrane. The transcript is spliced from 4 exons. Gene Ontology annotation, molecular function: glutathione transferase activity. The record is from RefSeq and is a predicted model, not a curated record.